CUGAAUUAUACACUUAAAAAUGAUUAGAAAGUAAAUUUUAUGUUGUUAAUAUUUUACUACAAAAAAAAUUCCUUGCUGGAAAUUCCCAGUUUACUUCAUGAGGAAAAGUUAAAAAAAAAAGAAAGACUGUAACUUCUUUAAGUUACUAAAUAGGACAUCUUAUUUUCAUUGUUUUACCUCUAGUUAAAGCUAAGCAUUCCUAAAUAUUUGUCAACUGGUAAAUCAAAAAUCAAGCCUUUUAUCUUCGUCUUUUAAGUGAAAACUAAGUAAAUAUGAUAUGUUAGAAAUUUAAUUUAUUUACAGUUUCUGUGACUGCUUUUAAUGAUUGUUCUGUCUUCUCUUUAGACAGUCGAGCCAGCUGGAAAGCGUUUCUUACUGGCAAUCGAUGUCAGUGCUUCUAUGGACCAAAGAGUUUUGGGUAGUGUACUCAAUGCAAGCACAGUAGCUGCAGCAAUGUGCAUGGUUGUCACACGAACAGAGAAAGAUUCUUCUAUAGUUGCUUUUUCAGAUGAAAUGGUACCAUGUCCAGUGACUACAGAUAUGACCUUACAACAAGUUUUACUGGCUAUGAGUCAGAUCCCAGCAGGUGAAACUGAUUGCUCUCUUCCGAUGAUCUGGGCUCAAAAGACAAAUACAGCUGCCGAUGUCUUCAUCGUAUUCACUGAUAACGAGACCUUUGCUGGAGGUGUCCAUCCUGCUAUCGCUCUGAGGGAAUAUCGAAAGAAUAUGGAUAUUCCAGCUAAAUUGAUUGUUUGUGGAAUGACAUCAAGUGGCUUUACCAUUGCAGACCCAGAUGACAGAGGCAUGCUGGACAUGUGUGGCUUUGAUACUGGCGCUCUGGAUGUGAUUCGAAGUUUCACAUUAGACAUGAUUUAACCAUAAGCACCAGCACAAUCUAAGAGGUCCACUGCCAUCAGUGAUCUCACUAAAAACACACAGCUACUUCCCAGCUAAUCUUAAUCCACUGAAAGAAGUCAGACAAUGGUACAGUAUGUGCAUAAUGGAAAGGUUACCUUACCAAAAAAAAAAAAGGAAGGAACAAUAAGAGGAGCCCAAAAUUCUUUCUACUAAACUAGCUUUUGGGAAAUAGCUUCAGAAUACACUGUAGCCCCCUCUACCUAACAGAGAACUUCUUGUUGAGACACUGUAAAAUAGUCAAAUAGUUCUGCUUUGGUGAAUGAUCACAUUUGUACUUAAAAGAAGUGAAAGCCAAAAGUGUAAGUAGUCCUGUAUCAUGUCAUUUGUUUGAGAAAUGCCUUUAAGUUUUCUUAAGUGUUUUCAUUGGUAAAGGACAGCUUUGAUAAUGUCCAAAUAAUCUGAAAUGCACUGGACCAUGUACUGUGAUUGAUUAUGAAACUCCUUGAAAAUCUUUGUACCAAGGGGAUAAAACAACCACCAAGACAUUUGCUUAUGAAUGAGUUUUACAAAUUGCUUUAACAGUUUUCUCCAAUCACAUAGAUAGCAGCAUUCUCAGUCACUGAAAAAGAUGCUCUGUUUCUGAGGGUUAAUUUACACUUACAGGAUUGUUUACCAUUAACCAGAAACAUAAUGUAAACCUUUGAGAAGAGAAACUAAAGUUUGUGUCAGCUGAGGAAGUCUAUUUUGGUUUGUUCUUGUUUGUUUAUUGCUGUGAGGGGCAUGACUUGAUGGUUUCCUGUGGCUUAUACCAACAUAGCCACGUGUAGGGACACAUUUUUUCAUAUGUUUCAUCUUAUGAGAACAUAAGGUGUUUCAAGCAUUUAACUUCCCCUACUCAUAAUCUGAAAAAUAUGACAAAUAAAAUCUCAACUAUAACCAUAAUCUGGUUAUACCUUAAUUUAAAAUAUUUUACCUUACUUUAAAAUAUUGUUUUAAUUUUAAUUACUUUUUUUAGCCAAGUAUAAAUGGGUUUUAGAUAUUUCUAAUUGUAAACAUGUUGGCAUCCUCCUCUCUUUGUCUACUAUUCAUUUGUGGCAAAAUAUUCUUUUUUGAUAGUGUAACAAAAUAAGCAAGCUAGGUCUUUCAGGUUUGAAAGGCAAUUUUUGAGUGGCAUAUUACCACUAACCAGUCUGUAGGAAAUUAAAUUUUUCUUAUUUGUGUGUAUUAAACUUCCUAUUCAUUAUAAAGUGCAUUAUUUCCUUGAGCAAAUAACCCUUCUGUGUGGGGAGCUUUAAGCUGUUGAAAUGCCAAUAUAUUUGCUCAUAAUUAUAUCAUGGUUAUCUAAGAUAAUGUGCACAUAAAACCUAGUUUUUAAUGUAUUGUUCCUUAAAUGUAUUUAAAGAUUUACUGGGGAUUUUUAAAGCCUUCUCACUAUGAAAAGUCAAACAAUAAGUGUGAAUCACAGACUUUUGUGUGCUUGGGGUUAGAGAUUUUAUGUUGGGGGCAGAAAGGUUAAGUAAUGUUAGAAUCUGUAUGUUUUCUUCUGUUUCAUGAGAAAUUUGGGCUCUGGGAGUGACAAGAAAAUGUCCCUUUCAAACUUAUUUGACAUAUUUAUACUGGGUUUAUCUGAUAUGUAGCUAUUCCUUCAAGGCAACUGGUAGCAAUUUGUAAAUAUUGUGAUUUACCUGAGAUAUUGGUCAACAAAGCUAGUGGCAUCCUUCCCCACCCCCCCAAAAUACAUCGCUUCUGGUAUCUUUGUUUUUUUACCCUCUGUCAGGCAUUAGAUUUGAAAUGUUAGCUACUUUCAAUACAUUAAAAUAUUAUGCUCAGAUUGAAUUUAAAGUGUAAAGAACCUAAUAGAAUUAUGUAAUUGUACUUGAAUUCAUUACAUAAACCCAAGGUCGUCUUAAAUUAAAAAUUAUAACAUGAUUUAACUUUUUAUUCCUAAUAGAAAUGUUAAGUGGAAUAUAAUAUAAACGCUUAUUUCCUUCGGUUAAAUACUGUUUCUAUAUUGUUUUUAGACAAUAUUCAGAAACUAAUAUUAAUAAAUCCAUCAGAGAAGUAUGAUUAGUUGUGACCUUUUUGAAGUCACAUAGAAAAGUCUAUUAAAUGUUAAGAUUUGAGAAAACUAAAGACCACCACACAAGGUAGCUUUAUUUUCAAAUGAUGGAGCUUUAGAGCUGGAAAUAACCUUAGAAAUGUAAAAGGUAAUUCUUUGAGUUAGGCUAGGAACCUGAGGUCCAAGAGAGUGUGACAUUGGAGCCCUAGAUCGAGAAAUGGCCUCCUCAUUCUCAUCCCAGUGUUCAUUUCCCCACGAAAUGGGAGGACAUUUACUUACAAGAGUAAGGGAUACAAUAGAAUUAUUCAAAACUUUUAUCUUUUUAGGUAUUAGGAAAUAAUUAAUGUAUAUAUAUGAUUGCUUUAGGAGUAGAAAAACAGAAGUUGUGAACAUGUAUACUUUUGUAGUUCAUAGUGACCCUCAAGCACAAUUAAUAUCUUAAUAACCUGUGUUGCUAUAUAACAUAGUCAUGUAGAAAAAAUAAAAACUUUUACCUCAUUAUGAAUAAAAUAUUCUCAAGUAAUAAAGAAGUUUUAUUUUCUGAAUUACUUUUAGCAUUACUGCUGAUUAGGAAAAUGUUGCUUUUAAAAAAAAAAACCCUAAGAAAAAUAAACUUUAUGUCCCAGAAAAUAGGUAAAUAUUUUCAGGAUAUAGUUGUAAUUAGUAAAAA
Molecule: messenger RNA, 3587 nt
Organism: Odocoileus virginianus texanus
Lineage: Eukaryota; Metazoa; Chordata; Mammalia; Artiodactyla; Cervidae
Source: RefSeq, a predicted model, not a curated record